Molecule: messenger RNA, 812 nt
Organism: Drosophila mauritiana
Lineage: Eukaryota; Metazoa; Arthropoda; Insecta; Diptera; Drosophilidae
Exons: 1
Coding region: 41-739 (232 amino acids)
Source: RefSeq, a predicted model, not a curated record
CCUUGUUUACCAUAAUUUGUGGACUUCAAAUAAAUGAAAUAUGGAGGACAGCAAGCCGGCCAUUUGCCCGUUACCCGAUUGUCAGACCGUGGUGGAGCACACCCACUUGCUGCGCCACAUGAUCUCCAAACAUUUGGAUCCGCGGGCGCAAACUUUGCCCUUUCAGCUGCGCCUGCGCGAAGUGUCGACAGGUCAGCGCACCCUGCUGAUGCUCCCCUAUCGCCAGCUGAUCCUGGACCACGAUCAAUGCUUGGCCGUGCUGAACUGGAGCUCCGAGUCCCUUACUCGGAGCGACCUUACGGCACCGCAGUUGGACCUGCCGCCCUGCCACCAAGGAUUGACCAAUCACCUGCCCAUUUUGGUAAUGGUCUGCAGGACCACAUGGAAGUCCCUCUUGAAGCAGAUCGAUGAAAAGGACGUGCAAGAAACCAGGGACGUAUCCGCAGAAUGGGGCGUUGUCUAUCUGUUUUGGCUCCUUUCACCAUUUACGCGGCGUCCCAUUUAUGCAAAUCUAGCCCUACAGAAUGGCCCGUUGCAGAGCGUCUUCCGGCGGAAUCGCCGGCGUAUCCGCAACUUUGCCAGCCGGAUGCCCAUUAGACAGUUCAUAAACGGGCUAGAUCCAUACUUUGUCAGCCUCAACGAGGAUCAGCUCGACGAGCUGUGCGGUGGCAAUGGCGGAGGCAACCAGUACUCCGUCUACUUGGAGGUUAUAAUCGAGGGACUUAACUUAACCCUAUAAAUAUCAUUCUUAAUUCUAUUAUUAUGUACAUAAUUGGGCAUGCGAACAUUAUAGAAACAAAUUAAAAUCUCAA